Arabidopsis arenosa is the source of this 3808-nucleotide messenger RNA. The record is from the annotation of a GenBank genome assembly. Lineage: Eukaryota; Viridiplantae; Streptophyta; Magnoliopsida; Brassicales; Brassicaceae.
AAAAAACAGAGGAACAUAAGAACAGAAAUGGGGUCAAAUUUUCAUGCUUUUAUGUUCCCAUGGUUCGGUUUUGGUCACAUGACUGCAUUUUUGCAUCUGGCUAACAAACUAGCUGAGAAAGGUCACAAAAUUACUUUCUUGCUUCCCAAGAAAGCUCUGAAGCAACUUGAACCUCUCAAUCUCUUCCCACACUGCAUUGUCUUUCAGACUCUUACCAUCCCUUCUGUGGAUGGCCUCCCUGCUGGCGCCGAGACAACCUCGGAUAUCCCGAUCUCGUUAGGGAGUUUUCUCGCCUCGGCUAUGGACGGGACACGAAAUCAGGUCGAAGGAGCGGUUUCAUUACGUAAACCGGAUCUGAUUUUCUUUGAUUUUGCUCACUGGAUUCCGGAAAUAGCUAGAGAGUAUGGAGCCAAGAGUGUGAAUUUCAUAACGAUUUCUGCAGCAUGUGUAGCUAUCUCGUUUGUCCCUGGUCGUAGUCCUGAUGAUUUGGGUGAUCCUCCACCGGGAUAUCCUUCGUCCAAGGUGUUGCUUCAGGGAAAAGAAACCAACAGUUUGUCGUUCCUCUCCUAUCCGUUUGGAGAUGGAACUACGUUUUACGAACGGAUCAUGAUAGGACUAAAAAACUGUGAUGUCAUUUCGAUAAGGACUUGUCAAGAAAUGGAAGGAAAAUUCUGCGAAUUCAUCGAAAGCCAAUUUCAAAGAAAAGUACUCUUGACGGGUCCAAUGCUUCCUGAGCCAGACAGUAUACCGCUUGACGAUCAAUGGCGUCAGUGGCUUAGCAAGUUCGAACCGGGAUCUGUAAUAUAUUGUGCAUUGGGCAGCCAAAUCAUUCUUGAAAAGGAUCAAUUCCAAGAACUCUGUUUAGGAAUGGAGCUGACUGGUUUACCAUUUCUUGUCGCGGUAAAGCCACCAAAAGGUUCAUCCACAAUCCAAGAAGCCUUACCGAAAGGGUUCGAAGAGCGGGUUAAGGGGCGUGGAGUGGUUUGGGGAGGAUGGGUGCAGCAACCAUUGAUAUUAGCUCAUCCAUCAAUAGGCUGCUUUGUGAGCCACUGCGGUUUCGGGUCAAUGUGGGAGGCUCUAGUGAAUGGCUGCCAAAUAGUGUUUAUUCCACAUUUAGGUGAGCAAAUAUUGAACACAAGACUAAUGAGCGAGGAACUCGAGGUCUCGAUAGAGGUGAAAAGAGAGGAAACAGGAUGGUUUUCCAAGGAGAGCUUGAGCGGCGCGGUCAGGUCUGUGAUGGACAAAGAUAGCGAGCUAGCUUUCUUGGAAGGCUUGAAAUCUUUUGGUUUUUCAACUUCCAUUUCGAUAACUUGGAAGAGGAAAGGUAGAAAGAAACAGAAAAUGGAGCCAAAGUUUCAUGCUUUUAUGUUCCCUUGGUUCGCUUUUGGUCAUAUGAUUCCCUUUCUGCAUCUUGCAAACAAACUAGCUGAGAAAGGUCAUAGGGUUACUUUCUUGCUGCCUAAGAAAGUUCAUAAGCAACUUGAACAUCUCAAUCAGUUCCCAGACAACAUCGUCUUUCACGCUCUUACUAUCUCUCCUGUCGAUGGCCUCCCAGUUGGCGCUGAGACAGCAUCAGAUAUCCCGGUUUCGUUAUCAAGUUCACUGGCCUCGGCUAUGGAUUGGACACGCGAUCAGGUCGAAGAUGCGGUUCGUGUUGCGAAACCGGAUCUGAUUUUCUUCGAUUUUGCUGAGUGGGUUACUGAAAUAGCUAAAAAGUAUGGAGCCAAAAGUGUGUAUUUCAUAACGUUUUCUGCGGCAUCUGCAUCGAGGUCAAUGGUCCCUGGUCUUCGGCCAGAUAACUUAGCUGCUACUCUACCAGAAUAUCCUUCAUCCAAGGUGUUGCUUCGCGGACAAGAAACUAAUGCCUUUUCAUUCAUAUUUUAUCCGUUCGGAGAGGGAACUACUCUUUACGAACGUAUCGCCAAGGGACUUACAAACUGUGAUGUCAUUUCGAUAAGGACAUGCCUAGAAGUGGAAGAGAAAUUUUGCGAUUUCUUGGAACGCCAAUUUCAGAGAAAAGUUCUCUUGACGGGUCCAGUCCUCCCUGAGCCGGACAAGAUCAUACCACUAGAAGAUCGAUGGAAUCUUUGGCUGAACCGGUUUGAACCCGGCUCAGUGGUGUUUUGUGCUCUAGGAAGCCAAAUCAUUUUGGAGAAGAAUCAAUUUCAAGAACUCUGCCUAGGGAUGGAGCUGACAGGUUUACCAUUUCUUGUAGCGGUAAAGCCACCAAGAGGAUCAUCAACAGUCCAAGAAGGGCUACCAGAAGGGUUUGAGGAGCGGGUGAAGGGGCGUGGAGUGGUAUGGGGAGGAUGGGUGCAGCAACCGUUGAUACUAGCUCACCCAUCGGUAGGCUGCUUUGUGAACCAUUGCGGGUUUGGAUCAAUGUGGGAGUCUCUGUUGAGUGAUUGCCAAAUAGUAUUGCUACCAUAUUUGCCUGAUCAAAUCCUCAACACCAGAUUGAUGACUGAGGAACUAGAGGUCUCAGUGGAAGUGGAAAGAGAAGAAACAGGAUGGUUCUCGAAAGAGAGAUUGAGCGUUGCGGUCAGGUCCGUGAUGGCCAAAGACAGCGAGCUCGGGAACCAGAUCAUCAAACAAAGAUCCUUUGAAACAAUGGAAAUGCCAAAGUUGAAGACUGUCCAAGAGCUGCUUGCAGCCGGAGAAAAACUACCGGAAAGAUACCUCUGCACACCAACCGGCGACGGAGAAGCUGAUCAACCUUUCAACGUUUCAAUGCCGGAGAUGGAAAUUAAGGUCAUCGAUCUUAGUCUUCUCCUCUCUUCUUCUGAUGACGGUCGAGAAGAGUUGAGUAAACUUCACUCAGCGAUCUCUACAUGGGGCGUUGUUCAGGUGAUGAAUCAUGGAAUUUCAGAAGCCUUUCUCGACAAGAUUCUCGAGCUAACGAGGCAGUUCUUUGUGCUUCCGACCGAAGAGAAACAGAAGUACGCAAGAGAGACUAGUAGUUUUCAAGGAUUUGGAAACGACAUGAUUCUGUCUGAUGAUCAAGUUCUUGAUUGGGUCGACCGCUUGUACCUCAUUACUUAUCCUGAAGAUCAACGACAGCUUAAAUUCUGGCCAAAAAUCCCAAGCGGAUUCAGGGAAACUUUACUUGAAUACACAAUGAAGCAACAGCUAGUGGUUGAGAAAUUCUUCAAGGCAUUAGCUAGAUCGUUGGGGUUGGAAGAUAAUUGCUUUCUAGAGAUGCAUGGUGAAAAUGCUACGUUGGAGACAAGAUUCAACAUGUAUCCUCCAUGUCCGAGGCCGGACAAGGUUCUUGGGUUUAAACCGCAUUCUGAUGGCUCGGCCUUUACAAUGAUCCUACCCGACAAAAAUGUGGAUGGACUUCAGUUCCUCAAAGAUGGCAAGUGGUAUAAAGCUUCAAUCCUCCCUCAUACAAUUCUGAUCAAUGUAGGAGAUACUAUGGAGGUAAUGAGCAAUGGAAUAUACAAGAGCCCGGUUCAUAGAGUGGUGCUUAACAACGAAAAGGCAAGGAUAUCUGUGGUAACGUUUUGUGAUGCUGAUGAAGACAAAGAGAUUCAACCUGUAAAUGAGCUUGUGUCUGAGGCUAGACCAAGGUUGUACAAAGCAGUUAAGAAGUCUGAGAAGAACUUCUUCGAUUACUAUCAACAAGGUCGAAGACCGAUCGAAACUGCAUUUCUCUGAAUGAAAAAACAUCCACUCUCCUCCUGGUUUUAAAAAAUGUAUCUGUUUCUUUAGUUACUUGAUCUUUGAAAAGAAGACAGUUUUGCUUUCUUUGUUGGAACGUGAGAUUGCAUGUGUGUUUGUGUUGUAAUAAUACCAUGACUUCAUG